AUGAACUUGCCAGAUAAGAACCAGUGGGAUGAAACCACGUGCAGCUCUGCUGUUUGUCAGCACCCCCAAUGCUGGGCAGCUAUUCGCAGGAUUGAGAGGGGCCACCCUCGAAUCCUGCGUUUACCUCACAAAACUCCCCUGGAUACUGAAGAUAAACUUCCAGUGCUCACCAUUGUAAAUAUCUCAGAUUCCUCCCUCCGGCCUAAGAGACGUGCUCAGCGUCUUCCUUCAGGAUUUACCUUCACUAAGGCUCGCUCUUUGUCUCGAGGUUCAAAGUUUGACUCCAGAUUUAAAGGCAGAAGCAUGAAGGAUUUACCUGGCAAAGGCUUGGUCAGCAGUUCUAAGAAACCUCCCAAAGUUUCAGUGCUGAAUUUGAAUAAGACACUGCUUCCCUGUCCUCAAGAUGUGGGAAAUAUGGCUGUGGUCUGGCUCCCAGAAGGACCAGAGAAGCAGAGGAGAAGUCCAGCUGAGAAGAAGGCUGAUGUCACCAGCUGGGAUGGGAGGGAGAGAAGAAAGAAGUUUGCAAUGGAAAAUGAGUUCGCUGUGGGUUCCUCAGCAAAGCAGAGCAUGGAGACACAGGCUGGAAGUCAAGAGGUGGUUGUGCCUCCCCCCUCCCCCGUGCAUUUGUUUGAGGAGUUAAACACAGACUCCAUACUUCCUUGGGCCCAAAUCAACAUGUUGCCUCAGGAGCUAAAGGAACUUUUGACAGAUAAAUGGAAAACCAUGCCUUCUGAAAAUAUGAGGAUAGAAUUGGCCAUAAUGAAUAAAAAACAUGCCUUAGAAAAGAGAUGUCCUGACAGUGCAAUUUCUUCUAGGAUGUUUCUAUCUGUACAGGGCCUCACCCUGCAGAAACCAGGGCGGAGACAUCCUGAGCAUUUGAGGAAGUUGCAUUAUAACUUGAUGCCAGAAGCUCCAUUUCCUGAGGCUGUCAGACCUCCAGGUCUCAGGAAGCAGCAGCAGCAGGAGGAGGUGAAAACACCAGCUAAGGUACAGGAACAGGAGAUUGAAAUGAAAACCAAGAAUGAUCCAGGACGGAAACGUAAAGUCGUCAUCUUUUGUGACCCUGUCUCUGCUUCCAACCACAAGGUAGAGUCUCUGGAAUCUCAAGAUGAAGUCAAUAUCCUGUGUAGCCUCAGCCAGGAGGCCACUAGCCAGUUCUUGACAGGCAGUGCUUUCUCUCUGGUGUUCAUGCUGGGGGUGAUGAUGGGUCAUAGUACUCUACCAGAUGAGGAAAGUGAGACAAAGCAGCAGCAGCAGAUGGAGAUAGGAAGAUCCACCUUGAAACAGGAUGGAACAGAGAAGCCAGAGAUGGGCUACCUUAAGAACUUCCCAGACUCCUUCCCCCGGCGCAGGAGUGCUGAAUUAGUCAAGACACUGUCCACUAAGGAGGACUUCAGUGCUCAAGUGGAGGUUGACCUGGAAUCCCAGACUUCCAGUGGAGAGACCCCCAUGAACCUUUCAGCCAAUACAGCUAGAACCACCUGGAAUCCUGAGCUCAGACUUCUGAGGAUCCUUCAGGCCACCGACGAGGAGACUCAACCCUCCAGGGCACUGAGUGAAGAGUCUCUGGAGGCACAGGCUAAAGGCAUCACUCGGGUGCCCUCCUUCUAG
Messenger RNA from Orycteropus afer afer, 1611 nucleotides. RefSeq names its product chromosome unknown C9orf43 homolog (gene CUNH9orf43). Lineage: Eukaryota; Metazoa; Chordata; Mammalia; Tubulidentata; Orycteropodidae. The record is from RefSeq and is a predicted model, not a curated record.